UGCCAAAAUGAACCUGCCCCCCGAGCUGGAGGUCCCUUGGACGUGCCAGCUGUCAGGCGUUCCCAAGGUCCCACAAGCCAACAUCAUUUUGUGUAUUCCUGGUGGAGUAUUCCCUGAGGCAUGCAGUCACCCAGCCUGCACCGAGACCACGAAGGAGGACCACUGCCUAGAGGACGGCGGGAAGAAAGACGGCAGCAAGGUGGACGACGUCGGUGGAGACGUCAAUUCUGGGUUUGACGACCUUGCCCUGACCCUGUGGUCUGACCGAGCCAGGCGCUCCAGGUCGUGCGCGCCCUCCCUGCAAAGUCGCCCCUCACGCACCCUGAGGGCAAGGUCAGUCGCCCCGUUCUACAACAACCCUCCUAGCUCCCCGUCCUCGUGCGGGAGUCGCUCUCCGACCCGCGGCCGUUCAAGACUCAGGAGGUCGGCACGAAGCGUCUCGAGACCACCGCCAUCCAGAUCUCGUCGAAAGUCAUCCAGAUCUCGUCGAAAGUUAUCCAGGUCACGAAGCAGGACUCCCUCACCGCCACGGGCCCGCAGCAGGCAGUCUCCACGGCGAGGUCGAUCAAGAGCACCAAGACGCUCCCGCAGUCGGUCAUCUUCCCGCCGGUCAUCUCCCCGUCGGUCAUCUCCGCGUCGGUCUUCUUCCCGUCGGUCACCCUCCCGUCGGUCACCCUCCCGUCGGUCACCCAACCGUUGGACACCUACCCGAUGGUCGCCUCACCGUCGGUCACCUCACCGUCGGUCACCUCCCUGUCGGUCACCUCCCCGUCGGUCGCCUCCACGUCGGUUCGUUCGAAGCAAGUCGUUGGCACCCUCGCGGGUCAACCCGAGCAGGGCGUGUGCCCCUAAAAUACCAGUGAGGAGUUCACCACCAAGGGUAGGAGGGAGGUCACGGUCAAGGAAGUCACGGACCCCGUCGCCCUCCCAGCGCUAUCGCCGCUGUACGUCCUAUGCUCCCCGGAGGUCCAGGAGCAGGACUCCGCGCAGGUCGCGUGGGUCUAGGAGGUCACGGAGCAAGUCACGGGUGUCUCGAAGGUCAAGAAGUAAGACGCCUACGCGCAGGUCGCGGGCUAGUUCACCACCCUGCAGGAGGCGAUCAGUGAGCACGUCGAGGUCGAGGAGCAGAACACCAUCCCGCUGUGUAUCGCGAGGUUCCAGGCGAUCAAGAUCUCCACGCCGCAGGUCGCAAGUCUCGAGGGGGUACCGCUCUCGCACCAGGUCCCCGGAUAGGAAGUCGCGGUUCAGCAGUCGGUCACGGUACGGGAACUCGUCCCGCAGCAAGUCCCAAGCGCCUCGUGCCAGCACACCGGACCGCAGGAGGUCUCGGGCCUGCAGCAGCUCAAGGGGCCGAACGCCACCGCCCCGCAGCAAGUCCGUAGCCCCGCCGCGGUCCCGGGCCAGGUCGAGGAGGUCCAGAAGCAGAACUCCCCCGGCCGCAUCCCGUCGCGGGAGGGGCAAGUCCACGGCACCCAUGGCUGCGCACAGCCCAUCUCUGCGUGUCUCUCAGCCAGACCGUCGAAGGGGCCGCUCCUGCGCCCCGGCGGCCAGCACCAAGAGGCGCCCUUCGCCGCCAAAGCGGGUGCCGCCCAAGAAGAAUCUCAAAGGAAACGACCCCGCGAAAAGGUCAAGCCCUCCGUGGCUGUCCAGCGCAUUCACCCUGGUGUCCGUUGCCUCACUGGACUGCCAGCGAUGCGAGGGCGUCGGUUACAAGGUGUUACCCGAGACGAGCUCUGCCUGCUUUGGCAUGGCCGUGUGCGUGUGCUGCCAGGGCCUCGACGGCCUGCAUCGGGUCGGCCUCAUCGGCCUCGCCUUCUCGCGACACUGCGAGGCGCGGGGAGCUGCGCGCGUGCUGGCCUCUACGAGCAGCUGCCAGGCGGAGGCAGAGCCGGCCGCGGAGGCCUUCGCCAAGAGGCCGGCGUGGCGGUACCGCUACUUCUGGUACCUGGUCGAGGACGAGGACCACGACGGCCUGGAGUCCCUGCGCGCCGCCCUGGGGGAGAUGGCCGCCGUGCUGCGCGACCGCUGGGAGUCCUGCGGGGGGUCGUGGUGCACGCAUUGCCUCGCUCACGGAGUGGCGCGUCGCCUCGGUGCAGACCACGUGAUCACUCAGUGCGUUCACCGGGUGUGCUGGUGUUGGCUGUGUCAGAGCGACUCGCCCUACCCCAGCCUGCUGGCCAAGCACGGCAUCGACAAGAUCCCCAGCAUCAGCUUGGAGAGGAGCGUGAUGCCGACGACGACCGAGGUGCGUGCACCGUCUCCCAGCCCAACCAAGAAGCCAGAGACGGAGAUGUCCAAUCGCGUCCACACAUUCCAGAUGAGCUUGCAAGAUGUAGUGAACCAGCUCGUGAAGAAGGAGCUGGGCUUUGACCAGGAUCAACAGGCGCCCGCAGUGCCGGUGCGCUCGUCAGUCAUCGUGCUGGGGCCUGCGGUUGAUGAAGGGGACGGGGACGGGCGCUCUUCUUGUGUUGGCAAUACAAAAGAGGACGCCGUCGCUUCGGCCUCGACGCAUGGCCCGGAAGCUGGGGGCAGUGCCCAGCACCGCGCCGACGAUGAUCUCACCUCGCCCAAGCAGAGGGAGCGGCGGCGGCAGUCCGGCACGCUGCUGUCCUCCGACUACAUUGAAGAAAUCCUGAACCAGAAGCCAGGAGCGGGGCGGAGGGGCGCAAGGAUGUGCAAGGCCUGUCGCGCCCACGACGUGUCCACGUCCUCUCGCGGCCACAGAGGCAACUGCCCCUUUGCGGACUGCCAGUGCGUCCUCUGCGCCACGGACACGUGCUCGACGGCCUCGUCCCGCCUGUCGCGCGCAUCCACGCCGUCGACGUGCUCGGAGCUGUCUUCGCCGGCCCCCGUCCGGCCGCAGACCCCCGAGGCAACCGCACCGUCAUUCGCGGCGCUGUCUCCUGAAGCGCCCGUCCUGAGGCCCUUCUGGAAGACGUCCCCCUCCUCGCCACCACCAGGGGCACCGCCGUUGUCCCCCACAACUCCCCCGCCGGCUGAGCCCCAUGCGCGCGACGCCGGCGCCGGACCUGAACCGAGCCCAGUGCGACCGUUGGUUGAGCCCGACGUGGACGCCGUCCCCAGCGGUCUCGGUGCACCUACCUCCUUGGCACCGCUGAUUAGGGUGGAACCAUCCCUUCAGAAGAUGUCGGCUUACUUCUCCGUGGACGGGGCCCUCCCUGAGCUACCGCCGCCGGCCCAGCUUGCCGAGGCUUCUGCCGACCGUCUGUCUCCGGAGCUGGCGCGGCCAUGCACUCCCCCGCUUUUGUCCGUCAAGCGGGUCAGGCCGCAGGUCUUCUCGCCGCAGCGUAACCCAUUCAACAACGCGAAUGACGACGACAUAGAUCUUGCCUACGCGUGCCUGUGGUGCGGCCAGUCUUUUCAGGACGAGGCCGCGGCGGACGUCCACGCCCUGACGCACGCCGAGGAGGACGCCGAGCCCGAGCAGGAGGCCAGGUGUGCAGGCGAGACUCGGCGCAGCGAGCCUCACGUGAGCGGUUUGAAAGGGUUGUCGCAGCAAAGUCUGAGUUGUUUUGUCCCCGAUGCGCAGAGAGUACAGCCCCCAGCAAAGUCAGCUCUGAUGCAGCACGUCCCGGCCCCAGUGCAGCACACCACGACCCUCGUGCAGCACACCACGACACUGGUGCAGCACACCACAGCCCUGGUGCAGCUCAGCUCGACUCCGGCGACGCACACCCCGACCAGUAUGCAACACUCAGUAGCGUCGGUGCCGCACGUCCCGGCCCCGUUGCACCAAUCUACAGCGUUGGUGCCACACGGCCCUGCCCCAGUGCACCAAUCUACAGCAUUGGCGCAGAACGCCCCGGCCCCAGUGCACCACUUCACAGCCGUGGCUCCGCGCGCCUCGGCCCCGGUGCACCAUUCUACAGCCAUGGCGCUGCGCGCCCGAGCUCUGUUGCACCAAUCCACAGCUAUGGUGCCGCGCCCCCGAGCCCCGGUGUACCAGUCUACAGCUAUGGUGCCGCGCGCCCAAGUCCCGGUGCACCAAUCUACAGCCAUGGUGCAGCGCGCCCAAGCCCCCGCGCACCAGUCUACAGCAAUUGUGCCACACGCGCAAGCCCCGGUGCACCAAUCUACAGCAUUGGUGUCGCACGCCCUAGCCCCGGUGCACCAAUCUACAGCCAUGGUGCCGCGCGCCCAAGUCCCGGUGCCCCAAUCUACAGCCAUGGUGCAGCGCGCCCAAGCCCCGGUGCACCAAUCUACAGCUAUGGUGCCGCACGCGCAAGCCCCGGUGCACCAAUCUACAGCCAUGGUGCAGCGCGCCCAA
This is a messenger RNA of Frankliniella occidentalis (western flower thrips), 4288 nucleotides long. RefSeq lists its product as uncharacterized. The record is from RefSeq and is a predicted model, not a curated record. Gene Ontology annotation, biological process: regulation of DNA-templated transcription. Gene Ontology annotation, molecular function: sequence-specific DNA binding. NCBI's taxonomy places the organism in Eukaryota, Metazoa, Arthropoda, Insecta, Thysanoptera, Thripidae.